Messenger RNA from Botrytis fragariae, 2070 nucleotides. Its product is annotated as putative fad binding domain containing protein. NCBI's taxonomy places the organism in Eukaryota, Fungi, Ascomycota, Leotiomycetes, Helotiales, Sclerotiniaceae. Gene Ontology annotation, molecular function: monooxygenase activity; FAD binding; lyase activity. The transcript has 2 exons. The record is from RefSeq and is a predicted model, not a curated record. Bases 1 to 2070 code for a protein of 689 amino acids.
AUGACUACUAACGACAACAUUAACGACCAAUACAAACCUUUAAAGGUAUUAAUAGCAGGUGGCGGUAUUGGAGGACUCUCGGCGGCAAUUUUCCUGCGUCAAGCAGGACACAUUGUGGAAAUCUUUGAACAGUCUCGCUUCGCAUCUGAAACUGGUGCAGCAAUACACAUUCCAAGUAAUGUGAAUGGCCUCUUGAGAAGAUUUGGCAUGAUACCAGAGGAUCAUGGGGCAAAUCAGACAGAGUGGGUAUCGGAGUAUCGGCCAGACGGAGAAUUGGUAUUUUCCAGAGAUGUGAGAGGUCUAUCAAAGGUCUAUCCAUACCCUUGGCAAUUGAUACACCGAGUAGACCUUCAUAAUGCACUUAAAGACAUUGCUACUUCUAAAAAAGGCAAAGGAAUGCCGGCAGCUCUGCAUACUCGAAGCAGAGUUGCGUCUGUUGAUGUUGAAACUCCUUCUUUAACUUUGGACGAUGGAUCUACGCACACGGGCGAUUUCAUAAUCGCUGCAGAUGGCAUCCAUUCAAAGAUCAGAGCUUUACUGCUGAAGGAUCUUCCACCCCCAGAGUCAUCUGGAACCAACGCUUUCAGAUUCUUAAUUCCAAUCGACGAGAUUCGAGCAGAUCCUAAGACAGCACAUUUCGUUGAGAAGUCUGGACAGUUGCUUCUACUAUACGGAAAAGAUCGAAGAAUAGUUGCGUAUCCAUGUAGGAACAAUACUUUGUUGAAUUUUGUGGCAAUGCAUCCGGAAGAAGAAACGGAAGCAAGUUCAGAAGAGUGGAGUCAAAGCGCAUCGAAAGAUACCCUUUUGAAUUGUUACACUUCAUAUACAGAUGAUGUUCAAGCUCUGUUAGCCAAAGUUUCGCCUGAAGAUAUCAAACUCUGGAGUUUACUGGAUCACGAGGAAAUGGGGAGAGAGAAUUGGGUUCACGGAAAAGUGGCACUGCUCGGAGAUGCCGCUCAUGGAUUUCUCCCACACCAAGGACAAGGCGGUGCUCAGGCAAUAGAAGAUAGCGCGGCAAUUGGUGCUUUGUUUCCAUUGGGUACUCGAUCGUCCGAUAUCCAGCAACGUUUGAAGCUUUACGUUCAAGCCAGAUACGAUCGUGCUACACUCGUACAAGAUUUCACUCGCCAAGCUGCAUUUGAGACUCCUCGUGGAAAACAUGGAGGUAAGGUUAUAGAUCCCAUGCAAUUUAUGCAAACAAACUUAUCACAUGAUGCUUACGAUCAUGCGCAUGGAAUUUUGAUUCGGUAUUUGAACGAAAACGCUCUGUAUCGAAGAAUGCCAAUGUCUUUUGGGCCUAGCCCAGGUCCAAGGCAAGAUCUCAACGGAAUAAAACGAAAUCCCUUGAAGGCAACAUACAAAACAAGUUACAUCACCUUCAAAACAUACAAGAGCUAUCUAUUAACUCUUUUGCCAUCCGAUGAUUUCCAAAUCACUACAGAGGGUAUGUGGGCAACUGCCACAUUCUCUGUCACACGCUUGGAUAAUUUGGAGUGGCUCGGGGGUCGGGGGUACUCAAUGCUGGGGUUUUAUGUUCAUGAUAUCGUACAUAAGAGUUCCUCAGACAGCCAUUCUGGUAAUUCAACUGAACUGAAAGGUGAUUUCCUGCCAGUUCUCUUCGAAAAUAUGGCCGAUCCAAUCAUCACUGGCCGAGAGGAGUUAGGGUUUUCGAAGGUGUUUGCGACAUUGGAUGAAAAAGCUAGCUCGGAAUCGUCGUUCAUAUUGAGUGCUUGUUGGGAAGGUACCGAAUUUUGUAGCCUAACCUUGAAUGAUUUGGAGGAGGCUCCAGAUGCUGAGUCUGCUCUAUGCAGUCCGGUUUUGCACUACAAGGCCAUCCCAUCAAGUAUGAAAAAGGGACAAGAUGCGGAGUACGCAACAACUUAUCCUUCAAUACCGACGGCUGAAGGAGAAAGGAGAUGGAAGGCUGGGAAGGCGGAAAUUGUAUUCACGGAUCUGGAAAAUGGGGAACUGGAGAUGGCGUUCCCAACUCUGGCUAACAUAAUCAAGGGAUUGAGGGGUGUCAAAGUAGUGGAGAUCAUUAGAUCGGGAAUACAAGCUUCAGCGUCUUAG